Messenger RNA from Eremothecium gossypii ATCC 10895, 885 nucleotides. Its product is annotated as acyl-CoA-binding domain-containing protein. Gene Ontology annotation, molecular function: fatty-acyl-CoA binding. The record is from RefSeq and is marked provisional. Lineage: Eukaryota; Fungi; Ascomycota; Saccharomycetes; Saccharomycetales; Saccharomycetaceae. The coding region runs from base 1 to 885 and encodes 294 amino acids. The transcript has a single exon. Gene Ontology annotation, biological process: fatty acid metabolic process.
AUGUCGGACGACUCGGUGGAUAUAGUGUUCGAGAAGGCCAUUGCUACUAUCCAGACAUUGUCCUCCGUGAAGGGCUACCAUGCAUUGCCCAGGCCCCCGGCAAGCACGCGGAUACAGCUGUAUGCAUUGUUCAAGCAGUCGACGGAGGGAGACGUGGAGCGGAUCCUGCCACGGCCGCAGGGCAACCCGAACGUGCCGGAGUUCAACAUCGCGCUCAAGAAAUGGGAGACCUGGAAGUCCAAGGAAGGCAUGUCUAGCACCGAGGCCAAAAAGCGCUACAUCCAGCUGCUCAUAAAUACGAUGAAAACAUACGCCAUGGGAACUCUGGCCGCGCGCGAGCUGCUGUCCGAGCUGGAGUUCCUGUGGUGGCAGGUGUCGCGCAACAAGGAAGACGGCAGCGAGGUCGUCAGCGACACGCACGCGGAGUCCGAGAGCAUGGUGCUGCUGUCCCGCGGCGAUCGGCUCGACCCACAGACUUUACGGAUGAAGGAGGAGAUAUACUACGCCCUGCUGAAGGAGCGCAAUUCACACUUUGGCCUCUUGAAGGCCCGCGCGCUGGCCCGCCGUGACGACGACAAACCGGAUCCGGAUAUCACCGACAAGGUACGGCGCAGGUUGGUAUGGCUCACGGGCGCCAUACUACGCCACGCCUGGAAGGUGCUCCGCCGGCUGGCGCAGUGGCUACUGGUGGUUGCGGCGGUGUUUGUCCUGGGCAGACUCAGCACGGGCGGCCGCCCGCUGAAGCUGGUUUUCAAGCCUGCCUCGCCUGCGCCGAGGACCAACCUCCUCAGCUACGUCGGCCGCGCCGUCUUGUGGGCGUUCCAGCUGUUGAACAGCCGCUUGGGCAGAUAUCAAUUACAUACCCUCUAUAUAAAACUGGAAUAG